This is a messenger RNA of Oppia nitens, 1393 nucleotides long. RefSeq names its product chitobiosyldiphosphodolichol beta-mannosyltransferase-like (gene Alg1). Gene Ontology annotation, molecular function: mannosyltransferase activity. NCBI's taxonomy places the organism in Eukaryota, Metazoa, Arthropoda, Arachnida, Sarcoptiformes, Oppiidae. The transcript has 6 exons. Bases 92 to 1393 code for a protein of 433 amino acids. The record is from RefSeq and is a predicted model, not a curated record. Gene Ontology annotation, cellular component: endoplasmic reticulum.
UCAUAUGUUUUGAAAUUUAGUUUUUCAUCACAUUUCACGUGUCUUUAGUUUUGUUGACAUCGAUGUCAUCACCGAAAACACCAACAAAACAAUGAGUUCUUCAGAUCCCAGAAGACGCGUCUGUGUCUGUGUUUUAGGUGAUAUCGGCCGAAGUCCACGAAUGCAAUACCACUCGAUAUCUUUAGCUCAAAAUGGUUUGGCCGUCGAUUUGAUCGGAUUUGAAGGUUCAAAACCACAUCAAGAGAUUAUCACUAAUGAUAACAUUGAUUGUCAUUAUAUGAGACAAAUUCCUCAAUGUUUUAAUAAUUUGCCUAAACUUCUUGUCUAUGCAUCGAAAGUCUUGUGGCAGUCGAUAAUACUUUUGUAUUGUUUAAUGUCUUUAACAAAAUCUGAUUAUAUAUUAGUUCAGAACCCGCCAUCUGUUCCAACUCUGGCCAUCAUUUGGAUUGUUUGUCGACUUCGUGGCUCUGUUUUUGUUAUUGAUUGGCAUAAUUAUGGAUUUACUAUAUUAGGACUAACAUUGGGUGACAAUCAUAUACUGGUUAAGACAUGUAAAUGGUUUGAGAGCUACUUUGGCACCAAAUCUGAUCACAAUUUUUGUGUAACAAAAGCAUUAAAGAAUGAUUUGAAGAUUAAAUACAACAUUAGAUCAACCGUUUUAUACGACAGACCGCCUGAUAUCUUUCGGACCAUUUCUUUGACAGAAAAACAUAAUUUAAUUCAGAAAUUAAAAACAGAAUACAAUGAGUUUAUGGGAAGUGAUGAAAAUGAAACCAUUUUUACAAAAUAUGAUACAAUAACUGAUAAAAUAUCGUUGAAUACCAAUCGACCGGUAUUUAUAAUGAGUAGCACGAGUUGGACAGAAGAUGAAGACUUUAAUAUUUUGUUUGAAGCACUGGAACUCUACGAUAAUUGUGCUAAAAAGUCAAAUAAAUUACCGCAAUUAAUAUGUGCUGUCACUGGAAAAGGUCCGCUUAAAGAAUUUUAUAAAAGAAAAAUUGCCGACAAAGACUUUAAGUCAGUUAAAGUGAUAUUUCUUUGGUUGACAGCACAGGACUAUCCAACACUCGUCGCCAGUGCUGAUCUCGGUAUAUGCCUUCAUAAGUCUUCCAGUAAUUUUGAUUUACCGAUGAAAGUGGUAGACAUGUUUGGCUGUUGUCUACCUGUCUGUGCCUUUGAUUACGAUUGUAUCGAUGAGUUGGUAAUUAAUAAAACCAAUGGUUUGUUAUUUAAGACUAGUCAUCAAUUAUGCGAUCAUUUGUUAAAACUUUUUGAGAAUUUUCCUGAAGAAAGCAAAGACUUGAAGUCAUUCCGCAAUCAUUUAAAUGAAAACUUUUUGAAAUAUCGUUGGACUGACUGUUGGAAUCAAAACGCUUUACCUAUAUUUUCAUAA